This is a messenger RNA of Phyllostomus discolor (pale spear-nosed bat), 3123 nucleotides long. RefSeq names its product MALT1 paracaspase (gene MALT1). Gene Ontology annotation, biological process: proteolysis. The record is from RefSeq and is a predicted model, not a curated record. The transcript is spliced from 17 exons. Lineage: Eukaryota; Metazoa; Chordata; Mammalia; Chiroptera; Phyllostomidae. The coding region runs from base 187 to 2739 and encodes 850 amino acids. Gene Ontology annotation, molecular function: cysteine-type endopeptidase activity.
CCUCCUCGCGGCCGCCGCGGCCGGUCCACCCGGCUCCCGGCAGCAAACCUGUCUCGGCGGGGCGGGAGCGGAGCUUCCUCCUCCGCGUGCGGUGCCGCGCCGCCGGCUUGUCCUUCCGCCCCUGCCUCCGCAGCACUCGAGCGAGCGAGGCGACGAGCGGAAGGUGCACUGGAGCCGACGCUCGCGAUGCGGCCGGCGGGAGCCGCGGCCGUCGCGGCGGGGUCGCCUGCACGGGAGAUGCCGCAGUGCGGGGAGCCGCAGCAGGCCCAGUCGCCCCCGGCCUCGCAGCUGCCUCUGGUCGCACCUUCGGGGCCGCCGCUCCCGGCUCCGGGCAGCGCGACCAUCAACCGUCUUCCCGAGCCGCUGCUGCGGAAGCUCAGCGGGAGCUUGGACCGAGCGCCCGAGGGCCGGGGCUGGAGGAGGCUGGCGGAGGUUGCGGGGAGUCGGGGGCGCCUCCGGCUAAGCGGCCUGGACUUGGAGCAGUGUUCCCUGAAGGUCCUGGAGCCCGAAGGAAGCCCGAGCCUGUGCCUGCUGAAGCUCCUGGGCGAGAAGGGCUGCACCGUCGCGGAGCUGAGCGACUUCCUGCAGGCUCUGGAGCACACCGACGCCCUGCAGCUCCUCAGCCCCCCAGGAAUAAAGAUCACUGUGAACCCGGAAUCAAAGGCGGUCUUGGCCGGACAGUUUGUGAAGCUCUGUUGCCGGGCAACUGGGCAUCCUUUUGUGCAGUAUCAGUGGUUCAAAAUGAAUAAAGAGAUCCCAAAUGGAAAUGCAUCAGAACUUAUUUUUAACACAGUGCACGUGAAAGAUGCCGGCUUUUAUGUCUGUCGAGUCAACAAUAACUGCACCUUUGAAUUCAGCCAGUGGUCGCAGCUGGAUGUUUGCGAUGUCACAGAAUUAGCAGAAAGCUUCCAGGGAAGUCUGGAUGCCAUCUCUGAAUCCAAGUUGCAAAUAUGUGUUGAGCCAAAGUCCCAGAAGCUGAUGCCAGGCAGCACACUGGUCCUGCAGUGCGUGGCGGUGGGAAGCCCUAUUCCUCACUACCAGUGGUUUAGAAACGAGGCCCUGUUAGCCCACGAGACGAAAAAGAUAUACAUGGUGCCGUACGUGGAUUUGGAGCAUCGGGGAACCUACUGGUGUCGCGUCUAUAAUGACCGGGACAGUCUCGAUAGCAAGAAGGUAGAAGUCACCGUAGGAAGAACAGAUGGGGCAGUGGAGUGCACGGAAGAUGAAUUACAUCAUCUUGGGCAUCCUGAUAAUAAAGAGCAAACAGCUGAACAACCUUUGGCAAAGGACAAGGUGGCUCUUUUGAUAGGCAACAUGAAUUACUGGGAGCACCCCAAGCUGAAGGCCCCGCUGGUGGAUGUGUAUGAGCUGACCAACCUGCUAAGGCAGCUCGACUUCAAAGUCGUCUCCCUGCUGGAUCUGACCGAGUAUGAGAUGCGCAAUGCUGUGGACGAGUUUUUACUGCUUUUAGACAAAGGAGUAUAUGGAUUAUUAUAUUACGCGGGACACGGUUAUGAAAACUUUGGAAACAGCUUUAUGGUCCCUGUUGACGCCCCAAACCCGUAUAGGUCUGAAAAUUGCCUGUGUGUGCAAAACAUACUGAAAUUGAUGCAAGAAAAGGAAACUGGACUCAACGUGUUCUUGUUGGACAUGUGUAGGAAAAGAAAUGACUACGACGACACCAUCCCAAUCCUGGACGCACUGAAAGUCACGGCCAACAUCGUGUUUGGAUAUGCCACGUGUCAAGGAGCAGAAGCUUUUGAAAUCCAGCACUCUGGAUUGGCAAAUGGAAUCUUUAUGAAAUUUUUAAAAGAUCGAUUAUUAGAAGACAAGAAAAUUACUGUGUUACUGGAUGAAGUCGCAGAAGAUAUGGGCAAAUGCCACCUCACCAAAGGCAAGCAGGCCCUAGAGAUCCGAAGCAGCUUGUCGGAGAAGCGGGCACUGACGGACCCCAUACAAGGAACGGCGCACUCCGCAGAGUCCCUGGUGCGGAACCUGCAGUGGGCCAAGGCACACGAGCUCCCCGAAAGCAUGUGUCUGCGGUUUCAGUGUGGCGUCCAGGUCCAGCUAGGGUUUGCAGCCGAGUUCUCCAACGUCAUGGUCAUCUACACGAGCAUCGUCCACAAGCCGCCCGACAUAAUGAUGUGCGACGCCUACGUCACCGAUUUUCCGCUUGACCUAGAUAUUGAUCCGAAAGAUGCAAAUAAAGGGACACCUGAAGAGACCGGCAGCUAUCUAGUAUCAAAGGAGCUUCCCAAGCAUUGCCUGUACACUAGACUCAGUUCACUGCAGAAACUAAAGGAACAGCUCAUCUUCACGGUGUGCUUGUCCUAUCAGUACUCGGGGCUGGAAGACACCAUCGAGGAGAAGCAGGAGGUGAACGUGGGGAAGCCUCUCAUUGCCAAGCUCGACAUCCACCGAGGCUCGGGGAGGAACACGUGCUUCCAGACCUGCGUCAUGUGCAACGGCCCCUACCCGAGCUCCGCGCCCGCCCCGGCCGGACUCUACCACCCCUCGCAGGACUCCUUCCUCGGCGUCUACCACUCGCAUCUCGGCGACUCCGGCAGCAGCGUCCCGCCGUCAGACAGCUGCCACUGCAGCCGGACUGCGGACGCAUUCAUUUCCAGUCACCACGCGCACCGGUACUCGUCUCCGUUCGGGGGCAGUAACGUGCCCGUCGAGACCACCGACGAGAUCCCGUUCAACUUCUCCGAGGGGCUCAGGAUCUCUGAGAAGUGACCUCCUCGCUUUUGAAAGUUACAGCUGCCAGAUGCCUCCGACGCCACAGCACUUGUAGGAAGUGGGGUGUUCUGGGAAAGCACACGUGCGUGUAGGAAGGAAAAGUAAGAGCCGCCCCUGGUGCGCUCAGGACUCGGAGCUGAGCCGCUGGAUUUCUGCUGUUCAACCGCAGACUUCCGCGUCCUGCUUUCUCGGCGAAGGCCUCGGCCGAUUGGCUCUGCGAGAGGGAGGCACGGAUGUGGGCGUGUUCGUUUGUACAUAACCGAAGUAUUUCCGUUCUGACCACCCCGAAGGGAGAACACUGGGAACGGCAUCCCUGUGGAAUAAAUCCUUGCGUUUUUAGAGCCAGAAAAAGGAUCUCUGUGAUGCUCAGGCUCGCCCGGA